Messenger RNA from Helicoverpa armigera (cotton bollworm), 1767 nucleotides. It is a transcript of the gene Paf-AHalpha, whose product is annotated as platelet-activating factor acetylhydrolase IB subunit beta homolog. Gene Ontology annotation, molecular function: phosphatidylcholine lysophospholipase A1 activity. NCBI's taxonomy places the organism in Eukaryota, Metazoa, Arthropoda, Insecta, Lepidoptera, Noctuidae. The coding region runs from base 152 to 829 and encodes 225 amino acids. The transcript is spliced from 4 exons. The record is from RefSeq and is a predicted model, not a curated record.
UUGUAUUUGACAGUGACGGCAACCAACACAACCUAGAAACCGCCAAGUUAUUUUCAUCUUCGUGGUUUUAGUUGAUGUGGUAAUUUAUAAGUCUAAAUAUUACGAUUCUUAUUUGAUGUGAUAAAUCUUAUUGAAAUAUUGCCGUGGAAGAAUGAAUCCUUGUUCAGUCGCCGCUCCACAACUAGACACUGAAGGGGAUGGAAGGUGGAAUAGCAUUCAUAACAGAUUUUUGUCUGAUGCUAAAGGGAAGGAUGCUGAUGUGAUUUUCAUUGGUGACUCCAUCCUGCAAGCAUUAGAGCACACUGAAGUAUGGAAUCAAUGGUUUGCACCCCUGCAUUGUCUGAACUUCAGUAUCCACAAGGAUCAGACUCAAAAUGUCUUGUGGCGUAUCAAGAAUGGAGAACUUGAUCAUGUUGAUCCUAAAGUCAUAGUUGUGCAUGUUGGAACAAAUAAUGUUGAAAAUACUCCGGAGCAAGUGUGUGAAGGUAUCCUAGAAAUAAUUAGAACAAUCAGGGAGAAACACCCAAGUGCUUACAUAGUAUUGCCUAGUCUACUUCCCCGUGGUCAACAUCCAAAUACUUUAAGAGAGAAAAAUGCAAAGAUCAACCAACUGUUACGUGAAAAGGUUACCACCAUGAAUAAAGUGGAGAUGGUUGCCAUUGACAAGGGUUUUGUACAAACCGAUGGCACCAUCAGUCACCAUGAUAUGCAUGACUACCUCACCCCAACCAAUGCAGCUUGUAGGAAAGCCUUCGAACCUAUUUAUGAUCUUCUUCAACAAAUUUUGUUUGAAGGGGAGCCUGAAAAAGACUUAACACCAUCUGAAUAACGGAUUAUUCAAUGGGUACUAUAUGGCAGCUUUUUUUGCAGCAAGUUUAUUGUGAUGGAAUCAGUAGUACUUAUCAUUAGCUUUUUUAUAUUAAGCUUAAGUGUCAAACAUCUUAAACUAUUGUUUACUUAUAAACCUUUACAUUCCAAAUUAGCAUUAUGAUAUUGUAAUCGGCUGUGUUUAUUUAUCACUUCAUUUGAAAUAUUUUUAAUUUAUGGUUGCUUAUGUUUACAAGCUUAGUUUAGCUUUAAGGUUAUGCAUUUGAUGUGUGCAGUUUUAUUUGUGCACAACAGGGUUAGUACUUACCUUCUAGUAUUUAUUUUUGUCAAAUCCAAGAAAUGAUUUAAUGUAACAUUAAAAGCAAUAGAGAAAGUAUUAUGUUACUAUUGUUAUCUUUUAGAAACUCUUUUUUGGAGAUAUUUAGCAAAGCAGUCUUGUUAGUUUAAUUUUAGAUGCUUAAAUUAUUAUCCUUUUAAGUACUCACACAAGCAAGUACAUUAGUCUUAUAUUAUCUAUUUAUAUAAAUAUUUGCACAUCACAGUAAUGGAAUUAUCUACAACCAAAGAUCUUUCAAGAUUACCUAACCAAAGUUAUUACAGUAUGUUGGAUUGCAUUUGAUGAUUAUACUAUGCAACUCUAUUUUUGAUAACAACCUACAUUUUAAAAUUAAAUUUUAAGAUCAAUGUAAGUAGGUAAUACAAUUGUUUAGACUUAUUUCUUCUCAUUUGUUGCAAAUGUAUAGCUAGUGUUGCACAAAAUGUGCAUUAUUCACAGUAAUAAUUAUUCUCUAGUAUCACAGUAGGCGUAUUUAGUGACUAUUAACUGAUAAGGUACUCAUGUUGCCAAACAAGUUUGCUUGAAUCUCGAAUUGUUAUGAAAUAUUUAUUUGCAUGAAGAAGCUUGAAAGUAAACAGUGCAAUUAUUUCUAUAUAAUUAAA